UCUGUUAUGUUUAUUUUCUAUCAUUUGCUCUUUUUUUCCCCCUGUUUUUGUUUGUUUGUUGUUGUUUUUUUUGUUUUUUGUUUGUUUUGGUUUUCCUUAAAAUUUAUUAAGCCUAUUUGAAGAAUCCUAAAAAGAAGUAAGGAACCUAGCGAGUAGACUGUUUUUAUCAUUAUUGAAUUAUGACGUCAUAUUCAACCAUAAACAAACCCAGUGAUUUCCCUUUGAACAUAUCCGAAUUAUGUUCUGUUAACAACCUGUUCAUUGGUCGCUUUAUUGGACUCUUGAUUGAUUAUGGAAUGAACCUGGGGAAUGUAAGAUUAUUCUAACAUAGUCUUUGAAUUGAAUUAUCAAUGAACUUAAAAUAAUUCAAAUGAUAGGGAUUUUUGCUGAAAGAAUUUUGGGGAUUUGGAGAGCCUGAUAUGCUGUCGCCAUGAGCAACCAGAACGGCUUCUUACAUCACCAUAAAACCAAGUCGGAGGUCUCUGUGAGUGAAGAUGACAGUAUUAUCAAUAAGAAAUUACCGAAAGAGUUGUUACUGAGGAUCUUUUCCUUCCUUGAUGUUGUCUCACUCUGUCGGUGUGCACAGGUAUCCAAGUAUUGGAAUGUGCUAGCAUUGGAUGGGAGUAAUUGGCAGAGGGUUGACUUGUUUGAAUUCCAGCGAGAUAUUGUCGGUCCAGUUGUUGAAAACAUUUCCAAAAGAUGUGGCGGGUUUUUAAAGUCGCUAAGUUUACGAGGCUGUCAGAGUAUAACUGAUGCUGCAUUAAAGACAUUUGCCCAAUCCUGUCGUAACAUAGAGGAACUGAACCUGAACAACUGUAAAGACAUCACCGACACGACGUGCGAGAGUUUAGGACACCAUGGUCACAAGCUAGUCUCCCUUGAUAUCAGUUCAUGUCCGCAGAUCUCCAACCAGUCCCUCAAAGCUCUGGGGGUUGGAUGCCACAGUCUAAGGGUUUUAAAUUUAUCUUGGUGCACAAAGAUUACAAAUGAUGGGCUAGAGGCGCUAGCCAAAGGUUGUCAUAAUCUUCACACCUAUAUCGGCAAGGGUCUGUCUCAGGUCACAGAUGCAGGAAUAGGACAUUUAGCAAAACACUGUCAUAACCUUGAGAAAUUAGAUCUACAAGGAUGUAAUAGUAUUACAGAUGAGGCCUUACACAAAGUGGGCCAGCAUUGUAACCAGCUGUUAUUUAUUUGUAUAUCUAACUGUGCCCGUCUAACAGAUGCUUCUUUGGUAUCACUGGGUCAUGGCUGUCCAAAUAUCAGAACUCUGGAAGCGGCUUGUUGUUCACAUUUUACUGACAAUGGAUUUCAAGCAUUAGCACGGAACUGUAAUAAACUGGAGAAAAUGGAUCUAGAAGAAUGUAUACAAAUAACAGAUGCUACCUUAAAUUAUUUGGCCAAUUUUUGUCCCAACAUUAGUGCACUGACUUUAUCCCACUGUGAGUUGAUAACUGACGAAGGAAUCCGACAUGUUGGAUCUGGUGCAUGUGCCACUGAACAUUUACAUAUUCUUGAGCUGGACAAUUGUCCAUUAAUCACAGACGCAUCACUAGAACAUUUAACGGGAUGCCAAAAUUUGGAGCGGAUAGAAUUGUAUGACUGUCAACUCAUCACGAAAGCUGCGAUUCGUAGACUCCGAACUAGACUUCCCAACAUCAAAGUUCACGCAUACUUUGCCCCUGUGACCCCGCCCCCUGCAGUGGGUAACGGUAGACAACGUUACUGUAAAUGCUGUGUCAUUCUUUGAUAACGAAUUUAUGCCAUGGGAACAAAUUGUCAUUGUGUCCAAUGAGACUUGAAGAACCGUCAGUUUGUGUGAUAAUCGUGUGACAUGAUGCCUUUGUUCAUCUUUCUCUCCUUGACCCAGGAGUAUCUCCUGUAUGGAACAGUAUAAAGGACCAGAGGAGGAGAUGCCACUUUAUUUUAAAACACCAGAAAACUUGUUUUUUUUAUAUAAAGCCUCACCUGUUAACUAACUUUAACUUGAGCAUAGCUUUGGCCUUAACUUGUUGAUCAGUAUUUGUCUUUUUUCUGAUUUCUUAAUACGAGUUGUACUGGAGCCUCCAAUAUUAACUUCUAGGUGGAUGAAAACUAAGAAAGACUGAAAUCAAAAAAUAUGUAACACUGAAAUCAUUCACCCUUUCUGCUGUUGUUUUAAAGAAAGGUGUUUUAAGCAACCAUUGUAUUUUGUUAGCAGAGCCAUGUGUUACAUUGACUUCAGAUUUUAUUUCAAACAGAUCUCUCUCUCUCUCUCUUUCUUUCAUUCAUUAAGUGUUAAAAUCACAUUGUGAGCAUGCAAUUACAGUCUGCAGAGCUUUAUUGUGUUGCCUUCCAAUCAUAGUGAUGCUAGCCUGUUCUGUCUGUCUGUCUGUCACACUCUACAACUUUGUAAGAGAUAUAAUAUAUAGCAAGUGUAUACUUUACAUGAGAAUCAUUUGAUCAGUACCAUGAUGAGUGAUGUCAUCAACAGCAACACAUCUUCCUUGGAACGCUCUCUUUGUUUGAUAUUAUCGAUAGCAAUUCAACAACUCCACAUUUCAAUUCUACGUGAUUUGUCCAAUGCAUUGCUCCAACCAUAGUCCACUUUAGGCUGUAUUCCCUUAUACGUUGAUCAUGUGGGUGACAGAGGCACUUACAAAAUCAGUUCCUUUUACAUAGUACAAGAUUUGUAUUCAGUACAGUUGUAGUAUUGUUGAAUGGUUUUCGUUUUUGACUAUUUAUUUAUUGUAUUCAUUGGGGGGUAAGAGAAGUUGUAUUGUUUAGUGAAUAUGUUGUAUUUUGUGAGAAGUUGCUCGAUGCCGACAGAGAGCUGGUAAUUUCGAAUUUAUUGUUAUAUCAACCAACUUCUGUGUACUCCAGUUUUUUUUUGGUAAGCUGUUUGGUGUUUCUGAAACACUUGGAUGAUGUUUUUUGUUACUGAAAUUCAUUUUUUGUGUUUGUGUGUUCUCCAGUUAGAGACAGAUCAUGCCUUAUUGUCAUCGGUUACCAGUCUGAACAUAGGCUUUCAUUUAAUACAACUGCAAUUUAAAAAUUCAAAAUGUUUCACGAUGUCAGAUUAUAUAUGACAGUUAAAUUCAUAAAGCCCUAUCACCAAGUUUAGCAUAUUGUUUUUAAAAGUUGUAAGAUUGAUCUCGCUGUUCUGAAGUCUGCCCCAAUGAAUUAUAAAACUUGCAAGUAUCUAUAUACAGUAAAAUAUGCUUAUGACAAACAUGCUUAUAAUAAAUACACUGAUAACGAGUUUACGUUUAUUGCAAAGUAAUUUUUAUUCCCUUAUGAGAGGAAAAUAAGGAAAAUUUUAUUGGCUAUAACAAAGUUUGUUUUUGGCUGCCCCUUGGAGGUUCUGUAUAACCAUGUUUUACUGUACAUGGACAAUGAGCACUAAUGACUGUUUUUUGCCUGCUUCAACAGUAAAAAAGAAAAUGGUGGUAUAAGGGAACAAAGCACUCUGAUACAGAGGUCAGUAGGUCAUUAUCAUUAAUAAUCAACCAGUAAUGUCUGCAAUAAUUCAGCAAAACUGAUCUUGUCUCCUGUUUGUAACCCAUGAAGGUUCUGUGCUCUGUAUAUGCUUACGAUGGAUACAUUGUAUAUGUGCUGUUGUUUUGGGUUUUUUUUGAUUUUUUUUUAAUUUGUGGUAGAAUCUCAGUAUUUUUUUUUCACAAUCAUGAAUCCUUAAUUUUGUGUUGGAUUUGUAUUGUUUGUGAAAUGAUAACUACCCGUUCCCCCCAACACUGAAAACAUUGAUAAGACGUCCAUUUCAUAUGAGGCUUUUGUUUCGAGAAGGGAACUGAAAUACUAACAUGAAAAUCUGUUACUGCGGAGCUACAAUUAUGCUUAUAAAUGCUGCUAACCCAAUUCGAACGUUAGCUGGAUGAAUAGUAUUCACGAGUGUGAAUGAAGCAGCUCAGUGUGAAGUUGUUGACUAUCGGAAUAUUCCCCGAUUUGGAAACUUAUUAUUUUCAUUUUAUAUUUUAACCUGCUUGUUGCUUAAGUUACACAUAUUUUAGAGAUCAUCUGACGUCAUUGUUAUGUAAGCAGAGUAAUGGCUGCCUAGGAUACGGUGUAUCGUUGUCAUGGUAACAAAUGGUUGCCACAACAGCUGUGAUAUUGUAAUAUUACAAUUGAAUUAAUAUUAUGUAUAUGUGCAAUUUAAUGUCUGUCGAUAAUAAAAAGUUUAUUAUCA
This is a messenger RNA of Ostrea edulis (European flat oyster), 4180 nucleotides long. RefSeq names its product F-box/LRR-repeat protein 2-like. Gene Ontology annotation, cellular component: SCF ubiquitin ligase complex. The transcript has 16 exons. Gene Ontology annotation, biological process: SCF-dependent proteasomal ubiquitin-dependent protein catabolic process. The record is from RefSeq and is a predicted model, not a curated record. Bases 431 to 1747 code for a protein of 438 amino acids. Gene Ontology annotation, molecular function: protein binding. NCBI's taxonomy places the organism in Eukaryota, Metazoa, Mollusca, Bivalvia, Ostreida, Ostreidae.